Messenger RNA from Salvelinus fontinalis (brook trout), 10595 nucleotides. Its product is annotated as hypermethylated in cancer 1 protein-like. Bases 238 to 2439 code for a protein of 733 amino acids. NCBI's taxonomy places the organism in Eukaryota, Metazoa, Chordata, Actinopteri, Salmoniformes, Salmonidae. Gene Ontology annotation, cellular component: nucleus. The transcript has 2 exons. Gene Ontology annotation, molecular function: protein binding; DNA-binding transcription factor activity, RNA polymerase II-specific; RNA polymerase II cis-regulatory region sequence-specific DNA binding. Gene Ontology annotation, biological process: regulation of transcription by RNA polymerase II. The record is from RefSeq and is a predicted model, not a curated record.
GACCAAAUCUGAAGAGGUGUCGAUAUAGUACUAUUGCACGUGAGAAAUAAAAGAGCGUGCGGGGCAGAGAGAAAGGGCGAACGGUGAUAGAGAGUAGGAGAAAACACGGAAGAGGUUGGUAAUAGCACGGAAUUUUAGGCGAGUGAGCGUGGAAGUCUGGAUGAGGGAAUCCCGAGGAGAAGACUUCACAAACGGCCACGACACCAGACAUGAGUCCGAGGUGGCGGUCUGACGACGAUGCUCCAUGCCAUGGAAGUCCCAAGUCAUGCUAGACACCUCCUCCUGCAACUCAACACCCAGCGCACCAAGGGCUUCCUGUGUGAUGUCAUCAUCGUGGUGCAGAACGCGUUGUUCCGAGCCCAUAAGAAUAUUCUGGCCGCCAGCAGUCUCUACCUGAAGUCCCUGGUCGUCCAUGACAACCUCAUCAACCUAGACCACGAGAUGGUGAGUCCCGGAGUGUUCCGGGUCAUUCUAGACUACAUCUACACGGGCCGUCUGACGGAGGGAGACCACAGCUCCCCAACAGAGCCCAACCUGGGGGCCGUGCUGGCUGCAGCUAGCUAUCUGCAGCUGCUGGACUUAGUGGCGUUGUGUAAGAAGAAGAUGAGGAGAAAUGGGAAGUACCCUCUCCGCCCCACUCCUGCCUUUCUGCCCUAUGGGAAGAUGGGCCCCAAUAGUUUGGGUUUAGGGGGAGGGAGCAGGUAUCGGGUGUCCACCCCUGUUAUUCAGUCCUGCUACCCAGGGGGAGUUGUGAACACCCACACGCCCCGCGCCCCACCACUAGAGGAGCUGCCGCCCCACCCCCAUGCCACCCAUGCAGGGGAGUUGUAUGCCCCCACCUCCUCUCAGGGCCCUCAGGUGUUCCCCUCCACACCCUCAGCCCUGCCUGCCCAGCCCAGCCUUCGCCCAGCCCACUCUGACAGAAACUGCUCCCCCAUCUAUGGCCUGGACCUCUCCAAGAAGAGCCCUAACUCCCAGUCCCAGAACACUCCCUCCCACCCACACCUGGCCCAUGCCCUGCCCCACCACGAUGAGGAGCGGGAGGGGGGGCUGAGCGGCAGCACCAGCCCAAUGCUGGGGAACAAUGGCGGGGCCUACCCCACAGAAAAGAUGGAGACGGCUGAUCAGGCUGGGUCUCUCCCACCUCACUCUUACCCCCACCUUAAUAAGCCCCUGGGGCCCAACCUGCCCCACCUCCACUGCUCCAGCUCCCAAGGUCCAGACCACUACCCCUGCCCCCUCAGCCCCGACACCCCAACAGAGGCUGGAGAGCCCAGCAGGGAGGUGGGCAACAUCUACCGCUGGGUGAAGCAUGAGCCACUGUCAUACACAGCUGAGGAUGAAGAGGAUGACGAGGAUGAGGAGGAACGGGGUGGAAACGGAGACCAAACCCACCAGCAUCACAACCACCAUCACAAAGCAGGGGAGGAGAGCGAUGAUCGCUACCGUAGGGUAGGCUGUGAUGGGGAGGAUGAGAAGAGUGGCUCAGGCAGUGAGGGGACAGGCAGUAGUGAGGGUCGACCAUCACCCACAGGGGUCAUGGGGAGGUUCCACCUACCCUACGAGCCUGAGAGCUUUGGGGACAACCUGUACGUGUGCAUACCCUGUGACAAGGGCUUCCCCAGCUCUGAGCAGCUCAACGCCCACGUGGAGACCCACACAGAGGAGGAGCUGUACUCUGGAGGGGAGAUGGGCAGCAGCAACCCCAAAAACAACAGUAGCAACAGCAACUGUAACGGCAGCCUGAACAGCCUGGAGGGGAAGUCCAGCCAGAGCCUGACGCCUGGGGUCCUGGGGGAGAUCAUCAGACCCUAUCGCUGUAACUCCUGUGAGAAGUCCUACAAGGACCCGGCCACGCUGCGCCAGCACGAGAAGACCCACUGGCUGACAAGGCCCUACCCCUGCAGCAUCUGUGGCAAGAAGUUCACCCAGCGCGGCACCAUGACCCGCCACAUGCGUAGCCACCUGGGACUCAAGCCCUUUGCAUGCGACCACUGCGGCAUGCGCUUCACCCGCCAGUACCGCCUCACAGAGCACAUGCGCAUCCACUCCGGGGAGAAGCCCUACGAGUGUCAGGUGUGCGGGGGCAAGUUCGCCCAGCAGCGCAACCUCAUCAGCCACAUGAAGAUGCACAGCAGUGGGGGGGCCGGAGGGGCUCUGACAGCCGACGGCAAGCUGAAGCUGGACUUUGUGGAAGGGAUCUACCCCCUGAGUAAAUACGCAGCAGAGCACCUGGGGCUGAAGCAGGAGAAGGCCUCAGAGCUGCUGGCAGAGCAUGCCAUGGAGAGCCUGUUCCCGCUGUCCAAACUGGCAGCAGAACACCUGCGCCUCAACCACCAUGACAAGAUGGAUGUCCUGGGGGUCCCGCCCCUGCCCCCUCCCCCAGGGUCCCUCUCUGACACCCACUCCCGUAUCAUUGACCGCUACUCCCCCAGCUAAGACCCUCUGACCAGUCACCCCCAGCAAGGCCUUGGCUUCCACACAAUCCUGUGGGCACACAACUUAACUUACAGUAUUCUAACGUCAUUCACCUCAACUCCAUCAGUAUCUGCACCUCAGACUAAGGCCAAUACCUGGCCUAAAGAAUGCACACACACUGUGUAGACUCCUAUAAGUGCCUUUCUUUCCAAAGUUUGCAUUAUAUGCAUUUCAAAGACCUUCCUAAAAUGAGAAAUGUGCUAUUUCUAUUAUAUUUUGACCAAGGAAUACCCACUCAAAACAGUGUAGUAUUUAUGUAUAUGCAAACCACCGAGCCAAAAACAAAUUGAGAACCAAAAAUCAAUUUUUCUUAGUUUUUUGUACAUAAUGAAAAGCCAAAGAAACUGUUGCCAGAAAGUGUUGUAAUAUGACCCUACACCUGUGUACUAAAUGUACUUUUGUACUACUACUACUAUUGUAAUUGUACAUAAAAUGGGGAAAAAAGCACAAAUGGACAAGAUUCAGGGCUCCUGUCCAGAACUGAAAGGACUGUUGGACAAAAGAAAAAGCCAAAGCUUUGGGAUUUGCAAUUGAUUGGACCACUUUCUUAAUUUUGUUUUUGGGGGUACUGGAUUUUCUCUCUAUCUCCUGAUCCAGUUUUACUCCAUGCUCCAGCUGUUCUAGUCACGAGGGAGGGACUAACUGAAAACAGCAUUCGCUCCACCAUUUAGGUAAAGUUAUCUGUGCUUUGUUUUUCUUUGUUUUUCUUUUGCUUUGUUGUUACGUACUCUCUGAUCAUGAUGUUGUGUACAGAGAGACCGAUAUUAAGUGACAGUAAUAGUAGCUUAAUGACUUGUACACUCAGUGCUAUAAGCCUUUGAACCCAUAACCUCUCUUUAUUGGUAUUUUUCAAAUCAUUUUUUGACUUGCAUCCAAGUGCCUUCAAACUGUUAUUGAAAAGUAGCGAGUAGCACAACCCUGUGAUCUCACAACUGGGACGCAUCAUGGUGCAUACCCAACUGAUGACACGCCAAUCCUUCUCCAUGGCUUUAACAUCCAGUGAUGUGGAGUGUAGACUAAGCAUGGGUGUUGCCUGUGACAUUGUGUAAUAUACUGAACAAAGAUAUAAACGCAACAUGCACCAAUUUCAAAGAUUUUACUGAGUUACAGUUCAUACAAGGAAAUCAGUCAAUUGAAAUAAAUUCAUUAGGCCUUAAUCUAUGGAUUUCAUAUGACUGGGCAGGGGUGCAGCCAUGGGUGGUCCUUGGAGGGCAUAGGCCCACCCACUGGGGAGCCAGGCCCAGCCAAUCAGAAUGAGUUUUUCCCCACAAAAGGGCAUACCCCCUCAGAUGAUCCCGCAGGUGAAGAAGCCGGAUGUUGAGGUCCUGGGCUGGUGUGGUUAUACGUGGUCUGAGGUUGUAAGGCCGGUUGGACGUACUGCCAAAUUCUCUAAAACAACAUUGGAGGCAGUUUGGUAGAGAAAUUAACAUUAAAUUCUCUGGCAGCUAUGUUGGACAUUCCUGCAGUCAGCCUGCCAAUUGCACGCUCCCUCAAAACUUGAGAUAUCUGUGGCUUUGUGUUGUGUGACAAAAUUACACAUUUUGAAGUGGCCUUUUAUUGUCCCCAGCACAAGGUGCACCUGUGUAAUGAUCAUGCUGUUUAAUCAGCUUCUUGAUAUGCCACCUGUCAGCUGGAUGGAUUAUCUUGUCAAACUAACAGGGAUGUAAACAAAUUUGUGCACAACAUUUGAGAGAAAUUCACUUUUUGUUCGAAUGGAAAAUAUCUAGGAUUUCUAUUUCAGCUCAUGAAACAUGGGACCAACACUUUACAUUUUGCGGUUCUAUUUUUGUUCAGUGAAUUUACAAUGGUGGGUACAGCUAUACAACUCACCAGAAGAGAGCACAGAGAGGCCAUCCAAGUCAGUGCUGAGAGGCUUGAGCCAAUUACCCCUAAUCAGUCUCUAUCAAUAGCAGCAAUUCCCUCUAAUACAGAUGAUUCAUCAGCAUUGACAAUUGUCCCAUUCUGAGCAUAAAUAGUACUAAUCACUUUGAAUCCUUUUGACCCAUAGUAGUCUCAACUCUGACAGAGGGCCGUGCUAUCAUUGACAGGCCAACGUGACUGCUCCGCUGCUGCCUUAAUACACACACAGGGACUGGGAGCUGCUAAUGUGACGGCGUUGUGAACAUGAGAGCUGGGCGCUAGCUGCCUCUGACAGUGCUCUGCUCGUGGUGCGGCGGCAGGCCGGGCCGUCGGUGUGGGUGAACAGCACAGCACACCCCAGCUGCUGGCCUCCCAGUCUUCCAGUAAUCCCUGUGAAAUCUCACAUUCUCCCUGACAAUUCACACUGUCUGUCGGCCUGACGCCCCAUUUCAUGCCUGCCAUCCAGCCCCUCUGAUCCACACCAUAACAAGACACCCGAGCACUGCCGAGCCGAGUCCUACAUCUGCCCUUCCCUGUCUCCCUGCCAGGAGGCUAUCAAACACGGCACAGUACAGUACAGUGGCUCGUCUCUAUCAACUGAUGAGCACUUAUGGGUUUGGGGUUGAAGGCACUUAUUGUUUUGUUAAAUGUUUUAGAAUGUUUAUUCCAAAGAGCAUGCUGGCUUAUUAUUUGUCUAUGUUGUCAGACCUUAUGUCAGAUUGGAGUUUGUUGACCACUAUAGUGCCAAUGCCAACCUCAGUAGGUGAAUGUGAAGACUAAAGCCAUGAAUGCACUGUGAUAGACUUAUUGAAUCUUAAAACCUUAUCUUGGAGACUGAGACAAUAAGCCCUACUAUUGUGGGAUUGUAUUAAUGUACAACAUUAAUUGAAGGGUUUUAUUCUGUAGCAUAAUGAGCAUAUCAAGGUGUUGUUUUUCUGUCACUUCUUUUCUUUCUCUUUCUUGAUUUUGAACCAAAGCAAAGUGAAACUGGUGCUUACCUCAGGACGGAACCCAGCAUGGGGACGCAACGCUUUAGCUACACACCAACCAAACAACACACACGUACACACUUACGUACAUGCAGAUACAGACAUUUACAUCCAUUUUCAUUUUUUAUUUUGAGGGGACAAUAUUCCUGUGUUAAACCUGUGGUAAUUUCAUGGUUAUGAGAUGCUUUACUUGUCUUACAAUUUUGUUGAUAACAUGUGAUAUUAACAUUUUCCUCUUAUUUUAAUAUGCUGUGUACAUGUUCCUUUUUACUGUCCUAAUAGAGGCUUUGUAUGGGUUUGACCAAUGACAUUAUCUUAAUAAGGAAAAGUCAAGUUGGUGAUUUUCUCUUACCUUUGGAAACAAAAGUGUUAACUUUAAUUCAACAGAAUAUACAAAUGUAAAUGUUGAUAGGGCUUGUAAGGCAAGACAUAAGGUAAUACCUCUGGUUCCAAAGAAACAUAUAUAUAUACUGUCUAUGUGAAUUAGGUAUUUUAUUUUUCACCCGAAGCCUUAAUGUUUAGUGACGUGCUUGGUUGCACACAAGGAGUGAUGUAUUUCUCAAUAUUUCCCUAAACAGAUAAACAGUGGCUGGGCUCUGAGUGGAUGAAAGCUAUAGCCUCAAGUUGUUUGACCCAUUUCUCUGGAGGAGGCUUUGUGAGCUGAUGAUGAAUAAGGCUGUGUGUAUUUAUACACAAACACACUUUAAGCCAGCUUGUUUUGGACGGCAGGACAGGCAGCGGUUCCCAGCAGCCUACGUGAAGCACAAAAAUCACACUUGGCUCCAAAGUUAAUUUAGAAAAAUAGUCUACAUGGAAACUGUAUGGGCACAGCUGUUUUGUUAUAACAUAAGAAACUAGUUUAAAUGACAUGUGAAUUGACAGGGGUGGACAAUAUUAAUCUUCGAUUUAUCAUGGCAGUAUGAGGUUGGACCACAGACAUGUGAAGCCCCAUAGACAAGAGGGAACAGCCCAUUUGAAGUUGAUGUCAAUGGUGGGAAUAUAAAUCUCUCCUGCAUGUUCUGUCUCUCAUUCAUUAGUUCACUCUCACUGAAAGUCUAUCUCCCGUUUCCUUUUCUCACACCGUUAAAACAAGAAAGAAAUAGUUUCCACUGCCACUCCAAAUCUGUACAGGAAGAGAGAGCGAGAUAAUGUCCAGCGUUACUGCUCUGAAAUGACAUAUAGUGGGGCCGAGCGUAUGUGUGUGUGUGUGAGUUUAAAGGGGGAAGUGUUGGUUUGUCUGUUUGUGUCCACAUGCUAUUUCAGUAUAUGAAUGGCUGUUAAUGUAUGCUCUGGGAAUAGCUCUGGUGUGAAGGAGAGCAGAGGAGUGAAGGAGCAGGAAGUGAACUCUUGGCUGGGCCUUAGCGUUGAGCAGGAUGUGCAGUGUGUAUCUGCUUGCAGACCGAUAGAGACACAGAUGAAGAUUGGGAGGGAGUAGGGAGAGAGAGGAGCAUGGAGAGCUCAGCAGGGUGGACAUAAGCCCAUUGUUUAAAUAUGAAAGACUGAUCUUAGUUCUAAACCUCGCCAUUCAGAAAACAUUAAGAGCCUCCCUAUCUUUUUCCCUUCUUCCUUCCUUUUAUUUAUUUUUACUUUUUUUAAAGAGUAAACCCCUGUCCACUCUUAUAUUGUACAAUGCAUAGUGUGCUCUACUUUCAGAAAACUCUUAACAAAUUAAAGGUCUAAUGAAGCUGUUUUUAUUUAAAUAUUACAUCCUUUCUGGGUAUUAAUAAAGUACUUUACUUUGAUUGUUUCAAUCAAAAUUAUCCCAAAAAAUAGCUUCUUAGCAAAGAGCAAUUUCUCAAGUAAGUCUGUCUGGGAGUGGUCUGAGUAGGGAGGGGAAAAUUGAAAACUAGCCGUUAUUGGCAGAGAGGUUUGGAAUUCUCUUUCUUAUUGGUCUAUUAACAUCAACAAUUUUUUUGGGAGCAUGGCCUUAUUUCUAUUGCAGCAUAUUUGAUGACUAUCAUUCAGAUUCCAUUCACCCAGUUCAAGGCUACUACAUGAUAAUCAAAUGGUCCCUAUACCCAUCAUGAGGUUGCUACAACCUAGCCUAUGAAUGAAAGUUUUACAAUGUAGGUGCACAAGUCGAGAGAAACAUUUGAGGAGACACUUGCCUGUAUCUAGCUGAUCUAGGAUGUAAUCAUUAGUCCAACAGUUGCAAACGAGAGUUUCUAUUGGACAAAUUCAUGUAUGUUUAUCCCCGUUUCGUUUUUUUCAACGGAAUUGGCAGAAUGAAUACACCCCUGAUCACGCGUAAACACAGUUUACUUUCAUAGCAGCCACAUUGUAUUCCUUCUGUCAUCUAUGCACUCUCCUCCUCUCACCUUUUCCCUUCGCUUGUGAACUUCAAAGCACAACACAUCAGCUGUCUGUGACCAGGCGAAAAAACCUUUCCAAACCAAAACCAGAACUAACGUGUUAGUAAACCCACUACAAUCAAACAGUGAGUUUACAUUGUACAGUCAGUAAGCAGUUUAGCACUUACACCAAUGGGCCCCGGUGGCAAUAAAUUAGUAAAACCAAAAGCUUACCUUGAAUUGGAAGAGUUCCAGUGUUGUGUUGGAUAGUCAUAGCCAGCUAGCCAACAUAGCAUCCCUCUGUUUGAGCAGGUUGUUUGAAUAGGCUAAACUAGCUAGCUGCAUUUGCUAGCUAAGUAAGUGAGACUGAAAAAAAAUGACAAACUCUCUAUCUCACCACAUUUUAUACACUGCAGUGUUAGCUAGCUGUAGCUUAUGCUUUCAGUACUAGAUUAAUUAUCUGAUGCUUUGAUUGGGUGGACAACAUGUCUGGUCAUGCUGCAAGAGCUCUGAUAGGUUGGAGGACAUCCUCUGAGAGGUGUCAUAAUUACUGUCUAAGUCUAUGGAAGGGGGUGAGAACCAUGAGCCUCCUAGGUUUUGUAAUGAAGUCAAUGUACCCAGAGGAGGACAGAAGCUAGCUGUUCUCUGGCUACACCAUGGUGCUACCCUACAGAGUGCUGUUGAGGCUACUGUAGACCUUCAUUGCAAAAAAAGUGUUUGAAUCAAUUAUUUGGUGACGUGAAUAUAUUUUGUAUAGUGUUAUCUAAAAAGGAUAACUUUUUUAAUGUUUUACCAUUUUUAUUUUUAUGAAAUUCCCUUUCCUUCUCUGAGGAGCCUCCACUGGUUCCCACAGUGGACCGGGUUGGAUUCGAAGGGAAGGAGAGACUUGACACUUUCAUUGGCCUUUAUUACAAGCAGCUGCUUUCCUCCAUUUAUUCCCCCAAACUGCACUUUUCUGGAAAAUUCAUUGAAUUAUGAUUUUAUUACCCUCGUGACCCCCUAAAACCCUCCUCAAUCGCCUUUCCUCUCGCAUGUUGCUUCCUCAUUUUCCUCUCUCCCCGAUCCAACCACUGAUUUCCCACUUUUUCUUCCUUCGUUACCUCUUAGCACUGCUCUCACCUCUCCGUCUGUCUCCCGCUCUCUUCUUGACACUCAGCACGAACCACUAGUCCAUGCUAACAACCCUCCUCCUCUACUCCUCCUUCCCUAUGCCUCCUCUCUCCCAUGAUCAAGUCGCUUCCAGUUGUUUUUCCUGCUCAAGAAGACAGUUGUCUAAAUGUUUAUGCGAACAACUACUUUAUUUUUCUUAACGCCCUGAUCAAGUUCCAAAAUGAACUUCAAAAUUUGACGACGUUAUUAUGUGCUUGCUUUUCAAGUCAAGAAGUAUAUUUCAAAGGAAUUUAAGAGACAGAGCAUCAUUAUUGAGGAAACGCAGGACAAUACGAGAAAGAAAUGUUCAGAGGGAAAUAUGCUAAGAAAGAUGCCAGUAAAGUAAACAUGAGUGGAUGAAAUUGCACAAUUGAGCCAGACCACAGCCCCACCAGCCAAGUCAUGUGCUGAGAGGGAGAGGGAGAGAAAGAAUGAGAGAGUUGAAGUACCAGUCAUAGCUUAAGUAAACAACAUAGAAAAAAACUGAGUGGCGGUGAGCUGCUGCAUCGUCAGGUUUUCAUGUUGGCGUCUCAGUCUGAGUGCCCUUCAGCAUUGGUGUCUUCUUACCAGGCCUUCAAGUCAUCACCCAGUCUCCACAUGACAGAGACAGACAGUCUUUGUUCAAGCAGAGGAGGUAGUUGUGGCUGGUGGCUGCCCCAUGUCUUCUUCAGUAUGUUUUGCUUGGAGCGUUCUGUCUCCACCAGGCAGUGAAAUAGUCAGACCGCAGACCUGAUCAACAGACAAGACAGACUAAGAAGACACCGUGUAAUCUAGAAUAUCAUAUUGCCGUUUUUCAAGGCUUGACUCUAUUGAUAUGAUUAAUUUACGGUACUUCUCCUAAAGUGAAUUGACUAAAACAACAAACAACUUAAAAGGAAAACACAACUAUUUUGGUGAAAAUAGCAGUUCAGUUUCUGAUCUAAUCUGGGGUCUAAUAGUCAUGUAUGAGUACACAGAUACACACAGACACAAACAAAACGCAGACACACGAACAAACACACAGCUGGAUGGCAGACUGCCCUGUCACUGUUCAUGACUGGCUGUUCCAGAUUAGGUCAGAUUAAAUUAGGUUUCCCUGCUCCAUUUGGAGUGUCAGUUCUUGUAGAAAAAGUCAUUACUAAAACAAAGGCAAUGUUACUGACGGCCUGAACUGAACACGCACUGAGACGCCUGCCAGAAUGUCACAGAGCCGAGGGUCCACACACUCUCCUAAACACACUGCCCAUUUACAUUAAACACACACACUCACACACACAACCAAUUUGAUCCCAUAUAGAAAUGGUGGAUUUGGUCCAUCAUCUCAUAAAGAUUACUGGGGUGAUUGAGGUGGAAGUAGAAUUUGUGGUUGCAGAGUAGGAAAGUUCAACAGGCAUGUAGACUGAAUAGGGAUAGACAGAAGCACUGAAACAACCAAUUGACAUCAGAUAUUAUUCUGUCUCCAGAGAUAAUGGAACUUUAUUUACCAAACAAGCACACCAGUAUUUAAAAAAAAAAUAAUUUCAAAUAUAAACAUUUUUUCAAGCGCUUUCUUGAAAAUAAAAACCUAGGUUUUGAAUAGAAAGCAAUACACAAAAAAACUAACAGUAUUUUUCUACUUUACAUUGUCAAUAUUGUUCUUAUUUUGCUUUAGUGAAAUGAAUGUAUUUAUUGCAUGUCUAAAUGUUUUAUAGGUCAUUGUUUUGUGUACAUUUCAAUUGUGUCUUAAUAAAUCAUGUUUGAUAAGGCUUUUAUUUGUUUUAAGCCAUUGUGAGAAUUGUAUGUUUUUUGUUUGUUUCUAUACUCAAAAUCAACUUGGCAAUAAAAAUGAAUUGCAUAAUGGUUUCACAAA